AUGUGUGCUUCGGCGUUAAUUGUUCUUGGUGAUAAAAUCCGUGACAAAAUAGACGAACAAACUCAAGAACAGUGGCUUAUGUCUUACAUUGGUAAGUACCAUUUCGAUUUAUGUCAGAAGCUCCCAAACUGGCCAAUAGGUUUGUAGAUUUUUCUGCAAUUUUUGCAAAUGACAGUAAAAGUAGGCGUGGAGUGUGGGGGGAGAUUGUCGUCUUAAGCUGUAAGUGGAGAUUCGGUUAUAUGCAGUGUCCGUUGUCCUGGAAUCGGUAAGGCACAUUCUUUUUGUAAUUUACUAAUUGGCAACGAGAUGGUUUCAGAGAGUUCCUUGCGCCAAGCGAAAAAGGUGCCCUUCCUACUUUCACAGAUUGCACAAAUACCCAAAAUUCUCUAUCUGCGAACUUUAUUUGUAGUUGUCGAUUUCAUAAUAGAGAGUUUUAGAUCCGAGUUUACCGCGAACCUCUAACCGCAGUUUGAGGUUACCCGUUUGUGGUUCGAAGUUCAAACAUAAUUCGAUUUAGAUUGGCGGUGGUUUAAAGAAGUGGAUUCUGGUUUAUUUUUCCAUUUAGAAAUAGAAGAAAUAUCAAUCAGUGAAAAUAAAAGAAAUUUAGAAUAACACUUGGUUAUCUAGCAGCAAAGAGCUGUAAAUUCUUACAUUAGUUCUUCUUGCAAAUUUACGGCCGCCAUUUUGAAUCAGCAGCCAUAAAUGGCACUUGUUUUCAAGAUCCAAUAGGAUUUAUCAAAUUUAGCAUUUCGCCCGAAUUUGUGCCUCUGUCAAUGGAUAAAGACUUGCUCCACAAGAUUUUUGUAUCAUUACGUGAGAUAAAACAAGAAUUUCAGGUAAAUGACCUAUGUGAAAACCUACCUCCCCACGUUGAAAACGCACGUCGUAAACCUCAAACGGGACGCGAAAGACUUGUCACGUGACCUUCAGCGGUUAGAGGUUCGCGGUAAACUCGGAUCUAAAACUCUCUAAUGUAGUUUCCUUCCGUGCUAGGAANAGAAGAAAUAUCAAUCAGUGAAAAUAAAAGAAAUUUAGAAUAACACUUGGUUAUCUAGCAGCAAAGAGCUGUAAAUUCUUACAUUAGUUCUUCUUGCAAAUUUACGGCCGCCAUUUUGAAUCAGCAGCCAUAAAUGGCACUUGUUUUCAAGAUCCAAUAGGAUUUAUCAAAUUUAGCAUUUCGCCCGAAUUUGUGCCUCUGUCAAUGGAUAAAGACUUGCUCCACAAGAUUUUUGUAUCAUUACGUGAGAUAAAACAAGAAUUUCAGGUAAAUGACCUAUGUGAAAACCUACCUCCCCACGUUGAAAACGCACGUCGUAAACCUCAAACGGGACGCGAAAGACUUGUCACGUGACCUUCAGCGGUUAGAGGUUCGCGGUAAACUCGGAUCUAAAACUCUCUAAUGUAGUUUCCUUCCGUGCUAGGAAGGGUUGUCUCACGACGAGGCAAAAAUGAGAGGAAGGAGCUCGUCGUCGUGAGAGACCUCUGCUAGCAGGGAAAUAGUUUCCACGCUAAACGUCAUUUCCUUGUGACAACAGACCUACUAGGACGUCUUCAGCUGUGGUCAGUUGCGACACAGAUCAUCAAACUGUCCAGUCUACCUACUGUCAGGCGCUUGAACAAGGUAAAAUCUAUUUUUCAGCGAAGUGGCACAUGUGUGUCCCUUUUCUGUUUUCAGCCUUUUGAGUACUUGAAAACUUUCGACCCCGGAAAUAAAAUUUUCGAUCUCUCAUGAGCAGGUUUUUGUAUUAGACAUCUGGCCCUAGUUGUUCAAAAGAUAGAUCACGCUAGCUAUCCAGUAGAUAAAUCUCUGUACAGUGGAUAACGCAGUUACUUUCCCUAAUACUUAUCCGCUGGGUAGUGAUUUAUCCGGUGGAUAGCGCUAUCAAGCGUUUGAACAACUGGGUCACGAAUGGAUAACUGUUUAAACCUAUCAGAUUCGCGCAUACGCAGGGGAGCUACAACCUGUUGCAAAAAUACUUGAAGCACUGUACCUUGUUUGGGCUUCAAGCUUCAAUGGCCACUCCAUGAUCUUGUGCUGCUUGUGGCUCCUCAACCCCCCCCCCCCCCCCCCCCCCCCCCCCCCCCCCCCCCCCCCCNGUAGGAGCCACGUUAAUAUGUAAAAUAACUUUUCUUUCGAUCAGGCCUCUACGCAUGUGUAUACAGUGUGUGGUCGUUGUUCCAAACCUCUGCCGGUGAAUAAGUGUGGCUGGUACUGUGAGAGAUGUCGUUCCCUAGUUCCGCCUUGCUCCAUAUGGUAAGUAGAUUUCUUUCAAUCUACAAAUUUAGGGCCGUUUUUUUUAAAUGAAAAAUAUAAAUUAAUGAUAUGAACUCUAAAAAUUGUAAAUAAGUGUCAAGGAGUGGCGUUGUUACUUCAGGCGCCUAUAACCCGGAGCGAGCAACUUCCGUGCGCUUGUUUUACGGCGUUUUCACGGACCAGUUUGUUUUUAGAACGGUUUGGGCGCGAAUUUUGAAUAUCUUUUAAAUUCCACAAACCAGUCAGCAGAACCUACAAACCUAAAAAAAUGAUUUUUUUUUUGCCUUUUAAUAACGUUCAGUUUUCCUUUUUUAUAUCUUAUACUUCGAACGCGCCCGUAGACAUGGUGGAGGUUCUAUUUUCGCGGCAAAAAGCGCCCUAAAAUGUGUCUAAAAAUACACUGGUCCGUAAAAACGCCGUGACAUAGGCCUAGUAUGGGAGUAGCCUGCGUGGCAGGCGUUCGAAAGAGAAGGGGAAGGGAAUUAGGGCGUGAGACCACGCGCGAGGAUCUCCUUCCUCGCGCGCCCCUCGCGUUUCUCUCGCGCCUAAAACUCCCUUUCCCUUCCCUUUCAAACGCCGGCCACGCAGGCUAGUAUGGGAGUUGCUUGCUGUGGGUUAUGGGCUCCCGGUUACUUUUAGUACCACAUUCCAGGCAGCUUUGGAGGUUUAUUUUUUAUCGGUCUCUUUUAUGAAGCUAACAUCUGGGCUCUUAUAAAACAAAUACUCAAAGUUUGGUUUUCUCAUCCAAGUUCACAACCACUAAAAGAUUGAAAAGCUGAUGUUUCAAGUGCUACCUUCGCUGGAGCGAAUCGAGGGAUUGCUUUCGCGAACAUUAUCGAGAUGUUGAAAGAAAUAAGAAAGGUUUUAUCAAAACCAUGCACGUACCAUUUCAGCCUUCAAGGCAAAACUUUAUUUUUCAGUUGGCACUCUCAAUCCCAACAGAAGCCAUUUUAAAGUCAUUUCAUUCAACUUUCGUGUUACUGUUUUCCUACCAAUAGCUUUGCGCCCUCUCGAUGUAUAAACCAAACACAGCACACUCCCGGGUGGGGGAGGGGUGGGGACUCCCUUUAAUGGCCUAGGUUCGGCCCGAAAGGCGCCAGGUAUAUCAAACGGUUGGGAAUACACGAGAUGACGUAUUUGGAAAGGUAGGGAAAAUCUAUCAUCAAAGUAUUUAAAAGGGCCUGGCUAUAUCACUUUAAUUUAUUUAACGUUACACGAAAAUAACAAGACUUCCCGUUUAAGCGAUUUAUUCAAAUCAACUAGUUAUGUUAAAGGGGAGCCAUUUUUGAAUGGAAUUAUUUUUCUGUCAAAAAUUGUGCAUAAAAGGAUAAGGAGUUGCACCCUGGGGCGAAGCCUCCCCGUAUAUAACUUAAGGAAGCGUAAGCAACGACGACGGCGACGGCAACGAGAACGGCAAAGAAGCAAUAGGAUUAGAUUGGCAAAAAAACAACUUCGCACAUGCAUCACGCUUUUUUGUACAUUUCUUUGCCGUUGCUUCACGACUUCAACGUAAAGGUGCCCAUUUUCAAGUUUUGUCGAAGAAGUGAACACAAGACAACGACUUUCUUUUUCUUUUCCUGAACUUCGAUACAGUCUGUUAGAAUUCAACUCCAGAAAAAUUUGCCAACAUUUAACGAACUGAACGAGUUGGAAUAAGCGCGAUAAAGUUUGAAGUAGCGCGAAUUCACUUUUUAAGUGACGUUUACGAGGCCGUCGCCGUCGUUUUUGCUUAAGCUCCCUUUUUUGAGUCGCCCCCGCCCGGGCUCCCGGAGAUUCGCUCUAUCUAAGAGUUCGCUCGAAACAUCAGCAAGUCAUUUUUUGACGGGGGUUGAAUUGAUAAAACCAAACUUUAAGUUUCAGGGAUAUUAGACUUUCAAAACCAACACCUUCAUUCUUAUUAAAGGUUCUAUGUUAAGGUAUUUGUCGUCGUUUGAAAAAAAGCUAAAACUAGUCGUCGCAUCAGUUGAAUUCCAAUGGUCCAGAGUUGUCACUUAAGACUAUAUUUUAGCCUGCUGUUCAGGCGUUUUCUUCGGGCGGGCGAAUGUUUUUUCUCGCAAAAUUGCCAUGUUGAGACUCUAAAAGGGAGGAGGACCUACCCCUAAGGGUUGCUAUUUCUACUCUCCCCAAUCUUCCCGCAGUACAGGCUAAACUAUAUUUAGGUAUUGAAACUGUUUCCCGUCGUCAGUUGGAACGGAUGGCAUGGAUGGAAAUGGAUUGAAACUUGACAAAGUUGGGCCAGUUUCUUCAAGCGUUACUUCUAUGGCCGCACUAACUUUUUCUCUUGUUUUAGUCAUCUAAUGGUAAAGGGGCCGAACGCUUGGUGCCAAGGCUGCGGUCAUGGGGGACAUCUUCUUCACAUGCAAGAGUGGUUCACAAAAUAUAUCUGGUGUCCUGCGGGUUGUGGACAUAUGUGCGAAUAUACGUAA
This is a messenger RNA of Porites evermanni, 4680 nucleotides long. The record is from the annotation of a GenBank genome assembly. Lineage: Eukaryota; Metazoa; Cnidaria; Anthozoa; Scleractinia; Poritidae.